GCGGCGGGCCGGGCGGCCGGCACCCGGCGGCGGAGGCGGCCAGGCCGUCGAGGGGGCGCCCUUCGCCCAGACCCCGAUGCGGGCGGGCCGGACGGGCGGGGGGCGGGCUCUGCCGUUCCGCGGCCCCUCCCCGCGCAGCCCCGCGCCCGAGGCUGGAGCCGCGUCGGGGACCCGCAGGCUGUGAGCCUGGCGCUCGACUUGGCCUCAGACGUCUUCGUCAUGCAGGUGCUGCUGGAGGAUUCCGGGGAGGUGUUCCGAGUGACAGGCUGCCGCAGCGACAUGACGGUGCGGGAGCUCAAGGAGGAGCUGGACCUAAUAGCCGGCAUCCCCUUCAGCCUCCAGCGGCUCCAGUAUCUGGACCAAGGAAUUUUGAUGGAUGACGCUACGCUGAGGUGCCACGAUGUUGUUCCUGGUGGGAUUAUUUCAUUACGUAUCUGGCAUUAUGAUGGAUGGACGGAACUGGUUUUGGCGGCUGUGGAAGGGGAUUCCAGUAAGCUGUCUUGCCUCGGUGUUGCCGAAGAUGCUUUCCACCGAACAACAGAUUCGCAGCAUUUCGAUGACAAGCAGUGGAAGAAGUGGAUUUCUCAGAGAGCGUUCAUGGCGCUGUAUGUUGCCUCACACAGGGGUCGCUCGGAGGCUGUUCAGUACCUUCUAGAACACGGUGCCAACUGUCAGGGCAGAUCCCCCGUGGGCAGGACGCCCCUGCACGUGGCUGCAGCCAUGAGCCGGCUGGACUGUAUCAGCCUCCAGCUCAACUAUGAGGCCUCCAUCAAUGACAGAGAUACCAAGGGGGAGACGCCCAUGUCCCUCGUCUGCCGCCUGAACCACAGCCAGAGCAGGCGGUGGAUGUUCCUCUUCUACUGGAUGGUGAAGCUGGGGACAAAGGACCCGAUGGACCCUGUCGUGAACAAGGCUUUUCAGAGAGUCAAGGCCGGGUUUGGAUCCAAGGAGGAGAACAAAACGUAGCUCCACCUGGGAACGUUUGCAUGUCAGCUCUGACGUGGGGUAACGUUCCUGAGUUCAGAUCCACGGUGGCCAGUGGCUCUGGGUUAGCAGGAAGGCCGGGAAACGUGGCAGUUCCUCUGAAUCAGAUACGAAACCAUCUGUCCUAUUUGCAAAUGACUUGAGGAGGGUAUUGAUGGAAGUGGGUGAGUUUGUGUUCAUUUCCUAAAUCCAUCACAGACCUAAUGGGCUCCCAUGCCAGCCUUUAAUUUUGAGCUAUUUGUUCAUUGUAUCCAGUAACGCUGCUUGGGGUGAUGGGAACCAGUUACCUUCUCUCCGGUCUGGACACCAUCUAACACAUUGGCAUAAUAGGGGUAAUAGCCGUGAUGAGAGUAGCUCUGUUGUUACGGUACAAAACCAGCGCAGGCAAACGUCACCAGGUCGUGGGCAGUGUGACCUGUGAAUUUCAGUUUGUAAAAUUCAUGGCACUAGAUGCUCCCUAAGCCAGCAAUGUUCCGGAAGUUUUCCUGAACCUUCCUGGAGGGGUCUGCUGCCUGAGUCUGAGGUGGGGCUCGGGGAAGAAGCCAGGCUGACCUGGGGGGCAUCUAAGAGCUUGGUUCUCCACAGGGGCGCCUGGUUACUCUUGGUGAAAGGUGAUAAGCUGGCCCUGGAUUUGGAGGAGACGGUGUGAAAGGUGGUGAGCUCGUAAGGGAGAGGAUUCGAGCUGGGAGCUGCUUUUUUCCUUUUGUCCCAUCCCCAGAGGUCCAAGCACCCCCCUCCCGCUAGCUUUCUCCUUUCCUGCUAGAACUGGGGUAGCUCCAGCAUCCCUACUGUGGGGCAGUGCCUAUGCUGAACUCUGGGCUCGACACCCACAAAAGCUGCCCUGUGGGUGUGGGAGCCGAGAGGGAGGGCUGAAGGCUGGGGCGGACUGACACGCACACCCUUGUCUGAGGGGGGCACCGUGACUCAGCUGCAGCAGAAAGGCGAGCCAAAGGCAGCUAGAUCUUUGCAGAGCUUCCCAGAGCUGGAAACCUGGCUUGUUGAUCUAAGCCCUGAUUUUUCUUUCUUUCUUUCUUUUUUUUUUUUUUUGUGGUAGGCGGGCCUCUCACUGCUGUGGCCUCCGGACAGGCUCCGGACGUGCAGGCUCAGCGGCCAUGGCUCACGGGCCCAGCUGCUCCGCGGCAUGUGGGAUCUUCCCGGACCGGGGCACGAACCCGUGUCCCCUGCAUCGGCAGGCGGACUCUCAACCACUGUGCCACCACGGAAGCCCUAAGUCCUGAUUUUUAAGCGUUGGCUUGAAUUAUGUUAAGGUCGGCGUACGGAACAAAAGAAGUAGGAGAUUUGAGGCCAUGGCUGGGACUGCCGACCAUCAUCAAACUAACUCAUUUCACUGGGGAAACGGGUAGAAGCAACCUAAGACUCACUGGAACUUUCCCCAGCUCUGAAGCCACAGGGCGGGAAUGGCCAUGAGUGUUGCCGGGUGGGAAGUGUUGUCCACCCUUCCACCCGUGGCCACACAUGUUUCUCUGAAGCCCUAUAUCCUGACACAGCUUACGGAGUCAGUCUGUGUGGCAACAGUCUCUCGACCGUCGAAGUUCUGUUUUUUAAGGUGCUGGAAAAUGGCCCUGUAUCCCAGCCGCCCUUCUUUCUGACUUAUAUCCCAAGAACUGGAUUCCACUUUUACAUUAAUUGGCCGCAUUUCCCACUGUCGUGGCAAGUAAGAGCCAUGCUGGUGACGUGGCUUUACACUCAGUGGACGUGGCUGGACCCAGCUCAGCGAUCUGUUUGACAAAUAAUCAGGAAAAAAACACACAGCUCAGCAUCAACGAUAUCAAAACUGAGAUCUUGUUUGUGGCAGACGUUCUCCAAAGUCAAUAGGCAGAUAUUAAAUAACCUUAUCCAGCAGGGUCAGUUCAUUUAGCUAAUGAGGUGUGUUGGCAGGGGGACCUGGGCACCCUUUUAACUUAACAAGUGGUGUGACUCAGAGUCAUGUGUUUUCCAGGAGCUUUGCUCUGCUGUCUGUAUUGUUAGCAGAUCCAGCUGCCUGACAUUUGUCCCCCAAACUUUGGAGGGAAGCCCUCUGUCUUUGUCACCCCUAAUUCAGCUAAACACUUGGCCGGCAAUUGGGUGAGUUCCAAACUCUCCGUGGUGACAUUUUGCUCGGUCUGUGGCAGGGUCAUUGAAACAGUCCUGUAGGUCCUGGGGGCUCUUCCUUUUAGACGAUCUUAACAUUCUAGCUGUUAUAUUCAAACAAGCCUGUAUCACCUAUUCAAUAAAAUAUGUCCAUAGCCUCAGAA
Molecule: messenger RNA, 3239 nt
Organism: Orcinus orca (killer whale)
Lineage: Eukaryota; Metazoa; Chordata; Mammalia; Artiodactyla; Delphinidae
Gene: ANKRD60
Product: ankyrin repeat domain 60
Exons: 4
Molecular function (GO): protein binding
Source: RefSeq, a predicted model, not a curated record